Acanthochromis polyacanthus (spiny chromis) is the source of this 2095-nucleotide messenger RNA. RefSeq names its product acidic (leucine-rich) nuclear phosphoprotein 32 family, member A (gene anp32a). Gene Ontology annotation, cellular component: nucleus. NCBI's taxonomy places the organism in Eukaryota, Metazoa, Chordata, Actinopteri, Pomacentridae. Gene Ontology annotation, molecular function: histone binding. Gene Ontology annotation, biological process: regulation of apoptotic process. The transcript is spliced from 7 exons. The record is from RefSeq and is a predicted model, not a curated record. The coding region runs from base 128 to 892 and encodes 254 amino acids.
GCGCAGCUCCCGCCCACCGAGCGGAUCAAGUUUGAAUGAACAGCAGCAGUCUGCUCCGGAGCUGCCACUUGCAUUUGCAGUAAUUAUUAAAAAGUGAGUAUCGUGUCGCAGGGCGCGCACAUCCACGAUGGACAUGAAGAAGCGGAUUCACCUGGAGUUGCGGAACCGCACUCCGUCAGACGUCAAAGAACUUGUGCUAGACAACUGUCGCUCGAACGAAGGGAAGAUCGAGGGUCUGACGGACGAGUUUGAGGAGUUGGAGUUUCUAAGCACAAUCAACGUCGGUCUGACGACGGUUGCCCACUUGCCGAAGCUAAAUAAACUCAAAAAGCUUGAACUCAGCGAUAACCGGAUCUCAGGAGGGUUGGAAGUUCUGGCGGAUAAAUGCCCCAACCUCACACACCUCAACCUCAGCGGCAACAAGAUUAAAGACCUCAGCACAAUAGGACCGCUGAAAGAACUGGGGACCCUGAAGAGCUUAGAUCUGUUCAACUGUGAAGUGACGAACCUGAACGAAUACAGAGACAACGUGUUCAAGCUUUUACCCCAGCUCACGUACCUGGACGGCUACGACAAAGACGACAAAGAGGCGCCGGAUUCAGACGCCGAGGUUUACGCCGAGGGUCUGGAUGAUGACGAGGACGAUGAAGACGAUGUAGACGAGGAGGACUACGACGAAGACGCAGCACCGGGAGACGAGGAAGAGGAGGAAGGAGAGGAGGAUGAAGAGGAGAAUGAGGAGGAGGAAGAGGAGGAUCUCAGCGGAGAGGAGGAAGAGGAGGAAGACUUGAAUGACAGAGAGGUCGACGAUGAGGACGAUGAAGAAGAGGAGCGAGGUCAGAAGAGGAAAAGGGAACUGGAUGAAGAAGGGGAGGAUGAUGAAGACGAUUGAGAAGCCUCUUUAAGCUAAUUCGUGAACUGUUUUAAACUCGUAUCUCCCCGUCACUUCCCAACAGCCCCAUGUACUCCCCCCCCCCAGUUUCAUAUUGCAGUAGGAGUGCUUUUUGUUAUCGGCCAGUCAGGUAGAUGGGGUUGUCUGGAGGAAAGAAAAACUACAAAAAAAAAGGAUAAAUUUCUGUACCUUUGAUGCUCCCGUGUUCUAGUCUUUUCUGUCCACUUUUACCGGCUUCGUGGACACCAGUUUUGUAAAAUGGAAUAAUAGCAAACCUUUUUGAGAAAUGUUUCUGUUUUCUCACUGUUUGUGUAAAACCAGUUUUUGAUGUAUUUUAAGACCUCCCCUUGAAAAGAAAAAGAGAAAAAUCAAACAAAAAGAGUGCAUGUCUAAUACAUUCUAAAGUCAACUACUGGAUUCAUGUACGGCUGUCCUCUACUCGUCUUGAACUCGUUUUUUUUUUUUUUUGCAUCGUACUUUUUCUUAAUCAUGAUUUUUUUUAAGUUAUGUGUUCGUAGUGUCACCAGUAUGCCAAUACUCUGCUGUCCUGGUGUGAAUCUUGUGUCCGAACAUGCACAGUGUGAUAUUUUUAAAUCAUAGCAAACAAAUGUCUGCCCUUGUCAAAGCUGCUCCUCCUCCUCCAGCCCUCAGCUUUGAUAGUUCGGAAAUUACGUGUUCUUGUAAAUAAUGACCAAAUCUAUUUUUUUGUAUUCUCUUUGAUGACGGCAGACAUUGAACAGACAACUGAGGUGAAACUAUGAAUUGUAAUAAGAUAUUAAAUAUGUAUGCUGCUUUAUCUAAAAGAAAAACAAACUUACGCAGUGUGAAAUUUCUUGAAUUUGAACAUGACUUUGUAUGCAUCAACUUUCCAUAGAGAGAACGCCAUCGUUGCUUUUCCCGUGUUCUUUUUGUCCGUGACGCAUCAGGUGGAGACGUUUGGAUCCGUGGUGGUGGUCGUGCAGGGAAGUGCUCGAUAUAAAUGGAGGUUACAACUUCAUGUGCAUUGAAAAUUUAUUGUUUCAAAGUGUAAACUCUGGAAAACGGUCAUUUAUUUGAACGUUGUUUUCUCAAGUUAUACGCAGCGGUCAGAUUGGCCUACCUCAGUGAUUCUUCACUCUAUGUUAAUUCCACUGUCAUCAGCCAAAUUCUGUUUCUUUUUGUUUCUUCUCCCUCCCAUUCACUUCAAUAAAUCCCUUUUAUAUA